GAAGUGUGACAGAAAGUCACUUUGUUUUUAUAUUUCAAAACAAAAAAUCCUAGGGGUGGAGCCCGUCAUGGCGCAGCUGUGUGGGCUGAGGCGGUACUGGGCACUCCUCGCCCUGCUGGCAUCGCUGCUCUCUCCCACUGAGGCGGUGGCCGAAGGAGAAUGUGGCGUCCAUGGAAGAUACAAUGUCACUGACGGAUCCUGCCAGGAGUUUGUGUAUGGAGGCUGUGGAGGGAAUGACAAUAAUUACAUGACCAAGGAGGAGUGUCUUGCAAAGUGUGCUGGUGUCACAGUAAACACCAUCAAUGAUCUGUCCAGGAAUGGAGCAGAUUCCUCUGUCCCAAGUGUUCCCAGAAGGCAGGAUUCUGAUGACCUGUCCAGUGAUAUUUUCAACUAUGAAGAAUACUGCACUGGGCUUCCCUGGUGGCGCAGUGGCUGAGAGUCCGCCUGCCGAUGCAGGGGACGCGGGUUCGUGCCCCGGUCCGGGAGGAUCCCACAUGCCGCAGAGCAGCUGGGCCCGUGAGCCAUGGCCGCUGCGCCUGCGCGUCCGGAGCCUGUGCUCCGCAACGAGAGAGGCCACAGCAGUGAGAGGCC
Messenger RNA from Kogia breviceps (pygmy sperm whale), 591 nucleotides. Lineage: Eukaryota; Metazoa; Chordata; Mammalia; Artiodactyla; Physeteridae. The record is from RefSeq and is a predicted model, not a curated record.